Ixodes scapularis (black-legged tick) is the source of this 549-nucleotide messenger RNA. RefSeq lists its product as uncharacterized. The record is from RefSeq and is a predicted model, not a curated record. The transcript is spliced from 2 exons. The annotation marks the transcript as partial. Lineage: Eukaryota; Metazoa; Arthropoda; Arachnida; Ixodida; Ixodidae.
AUAUAUAUUAAUGACGUAAUAAAUAUUGAUAAUGAUACCCAAUUUGUUAUGUAUACCGACGACACCAGUUUAUUUUUUAAUUCUUCCGAUAUUAAACAAUUAAUAAAUCAUGCAAAUAAUGUUCUCGAUAAAUUAAACGAAAUGACCCUGUUGAAUUCACUAGCUAUUAACAAGUCCAAAAGAAAAGCUGUACUUUUCAGACCUAAAAAUCAGAAAGCAAAUAUUGAGAACCCCCUCAUGAUAGGGACUUCAACUGUGGAUGUUGUGCCCUCAGUUAAAAGCCUAGGAGUUGUAUUUGAAGAACACUUAGUUUGGAACAAACUUAAUGAAAUAAUUGCUAAUAAACUCUCUCGCGUCGUAGGUAUUCUUACAAAGUUGCGGUUUUUUCUACCCACUAAUAUAAAAUUGCUUAUUUACAAUUCCCUGUUUCUUUCUCACAUCAACUACUGCCACCUAGUUUGGGGGAUUACAACCACGUCAAACCUUACUAAACUCUUUUCACUACAGAAAAAAGCCGUGCGCGUUAUCACUGGCUCUCCCUACGAUGCG